AUGCCGGAAGUAUCUGACCACAGCAAGCCCCCUCAGAUGUUUCGGAACUUCGGGCAUUACAUUUGGAGGUCCCACCGAGAUCCCCCCCGAGCCCACCAGACUUCUGGUCAACGGGUCGUAUCUGAUUCCGAUCGUAAAAUCAAUAAUUUUCCUACCAGGGAAAGAAGGUCACUCGGAUCAGAUUCCCUAUAUUCUGGAGUGGCAAGAUUUCAUAGAAAACCCACUUCCCUGGAUGGCCUCUUUUUUUUAACAACAGGGCCAUGCAAAAUUCUAGCGGCUAAACCUAUCAACCCACCCAAGCCGCCAACUCCAACUGCACCCCCUGUUCUCCCCGACAGCCAAGAUUUACUUUCCCUUGACCCUCCCCCUUACCAGGUUCCUCCUCUCAUUCCGCAAGCUGCCCCUAUCCCUGCUGCGCCGGCAGAGCCUCCCGUAGCCCAGCCCAUAGGAGAACUAGAGAAUAGGGAGGCUCAACCCGCGCCCAUGCCUAGUGGGGGCGAAGUCCAAAGGCCGGCUGGACGCACCCGUAGGCGGGCCCCUCAUGAGCCAGGACUCCGCCUUCCUGACUCCACCGUAGCUUUACCCUUACGGGAAAUAGGGCCUCCCGAUGGUACGGGGAACCCCCGACUUCAAUACUGGCCCUUCUCUACCAGUGACCUAUAUAACUGGAAAACCCAGAAUGCCCGAUUUUCUGACAACCCUAAAGAUUUAAUAAGUCUCUUAGACAGUGUUAUGUUUACCCACCAACCCACCUGGGAUGAUUGUCAGCAGCUCCUCCGAAUCCUGUUCACCACCAAGGAGCGAGAAAGAAUUCAAUUGGAAGCAAGAAAGCUGGUUCCUGGAGAUGACGGCCAACCCACUGCUAACCUUGAUCUCAUUAAUGCAGCUUUUCCCUUGACCCGACCCCCACAGGAUGGCUGGGACCACAACACGGCAGAAGGUAGGGGACGGCUGCGCAUUUAUCGCCAGACUCUAAUGGCGGGUCUCCGGGCUGCUGCACGCAAGCCCACUAAUUUGGCAAAAGUGUAUUCAGUAAUACAAGGUAAGACAGAGAGCCCUGCUGCUUAUUUAGAAAGAUUAAUGGAAACCUUCAGACAGUAUACCCCCAUGAACCCUGAGGCCCCCGAAAAUCAAGCUGCUGUUGUAAUGGCCUUUGUAAAUCAGGCAGCCACUGAUAUUAAAAAGAAACUCCAGAAACUAGAGGACCUGGAGGGAAAACAGAUUCAGGACUUACUCCGCAUUGCCCAGCGUGUCUAUAAUAAUAGAGAGACUCCAGAGGACAGGCAACUUAAAGCCACCGAGGAAAUGACCAAAGUCCUGGCCGCUGUUGUCCAAAAGCCCCUGGAUAAACAAAAGCCCCUAGAUAAGGACCAAUGUGCCUAUUGCAAAGAAAAAGGCCAUUGGGCCCGAGAAUGCCCUAAAAAGAAAAAGCCACGCCAUGAUCAAAAACCGUGGCAGCCAAAAACCACACCCGCCCUCUUCACUCAAGAUGCAGAAUAGGGGGGAUGGGGUUCGGAUCCCCUCCCCGAACCUAGGGUAACGCUACAAGUGGAGGGGAACCCAGUUCAAUUCCUAGUCGACACAGGGGCAAAACAUUCGGUCUUGAUCAGACCCCAUGGAAAAAUUUCUGAAAAAUCUUCCUGGAUCCAAGGGGCUACCGGAAUAAAAAAAUAUCCCUGGACCACCCAGAGGACUGUGGACCUAGGAAAUGGAAAGGUCACCCAUUCCUUCCUAGUCAUCCCCGACAGCCCCUGCCCCUUAUUAGGAAGAGACUUACUCACUAAAAUGGGGGCCCAGAUUCAUUUUACGCCAGGGGGCCCCCAAGUGACUGGCCCUCACAACCAACCCAUUACCAUACUUACUCUAAGAUUAGAAGAUGAAUAUCGACUCCAUCAGGGGCCACCCUCACAAAGUCAAAACAUAGAGCCCUGGCUCCAGCAGUUUCCAGAAGCAUGGGCUGAAACCGUGGGUAUGGGGUUGGCUAAACAUCGCCCAGCUCUAUUCAUAGAGCUGAAACCAGGGGCAGAUCCAGUUCGGGUCCGACAAUACCCGAUGUCAAUGGAGGCCAGAAAUGGCAUCACGCCACAUAUCCGUCGCCUCCUAGACUUAGGCAUCUUUCGUCCCUGCCAUUCAGCCUGGAACACCCCCCUGCUGCCUGUACGAAAACCUAACAGUGCGGACUACUGUCCGGUACAAGAUCUGAGAGAAGUUAACUGCCGAGUCAUGGACAUACACCCAACAGUACCCAACCCCUAUACCCUCCUAAGUGCCCUCAGCCCAGAAAGACAAUGGUAUACUGUCCUUGAUUUAAAAGAUGCUUUUUUCAGCCUGCCUCUGGCCCCCAAAAGCCAAGAGCUCUUCACCUUCGAGUAGUGGUCCGACCCUGAGAGAGGCAUAAAUGGGCAACUCACCUGGACCCGGCUCCCCCAAGGAUUUAAAAACUCACCCACCUUGUUCGAUGAGGCACUUCACGAGGAUCUGGAUCCGAGGUAACCUACUUGGGGUAUCUGUUAAGAGAAGGCCAACGAUGGCUCACUGAUGCAUGGAAGGAAACCGUCCUCCGCAUCCCCCGACCCACAACGCGAAGGCAGGUAAGAGAAUUCCUGGGAUCGGCCGGGUUGUGCCGCUUGUAGAUACCUCGGUUCGCCAAGAUGGCUAAGCCUCUUUACCUGGUCACCCGAGAACAGGUGCCCUUUGAAUGGACAGAGGAAACUGAGCAGGCUUUCCAGCAAAUUAAACUCGCCCUGUUGUCGGCACCAGCCUUAGGGCUCCCCGAUGUCUCCAAACCCUUUCAUCUCUUCAUAGAUGAAAAUAAAGGGGUAGCCAAAGCAGUGCUGAUGCAACUCCUUGGCCCAUGGUCCAGGCCCGUUGCCUAUCUUUCAAAAAGACUGGACCCAGUAG
This is a messenger RNA of Lynx canadensis (Canada lynx), 2901 nucleotides long. RefSeq lists its product as uncharacterized. Gene Ontology annotation, biological process: proteolysis; virion assembly. The transcript has 3 exons. Lineage: Eukaryota; Metazoa; Chordata; Mammalia; Carnivora; Felidae. The record is from RefSeq and is a predicted model, not a curated record. Gene Ontology annotation, molecular function: zinc ion binding; nucleic acid binding; aspartic-type endopeptidase activity.